Messenger RNA from Manduca sexta (tobacco hornworm), 4583 nucleotides. RefSeq names its product calpain-1 catalytic subunit. Gene Ontology annotation, molecular function: calcium-dependent cysteine-type endopeptidase activity. Gene Ontology annotation, biological process: proteolysis. The record is from RefSeq and is a predicted model, not a curated record. NCBI's taxonomy places the organism in Eukaryota, Metazoa, Arthropoda, Insecta, Lepidoptera, Sphingidae. Gene Ontology annotation, cellular component: cytoplasm.
GAGCGCUGGGGAGCGCGGGCGGAGUGGUGCUGGCUGCGAGCGGCGGCCGCAGUUCGCGCGCGCUCGUCGCGAGCGUCGGACGUGUCGCGAGUGUGUCACACUACGCUUCGCCCGAGUCCGCGCCGUGCGCAUAGUUGCGGAACCCACCAGUGAGUCAGCUGCUAGGACCUACCUCGCUAGUCGCCGCAAGCGCGUCCUAGGUGAACGGCGCUGGCUGCAUCGGGUUUAGUACGCGUGCGCAGCUUGUGUAACCACAUCCUUUUGCUGCCUCUAUAACGUUACCAAACCCGGUGUCAUAUGCGACGCAACGUGCGGUAUUGUCUGUACUUUGUACAAAUAAUGACACGCACACGUAUGUUGCAAUUUGGCACAAUGGUACUCCAUAGCUGUAACACAUAAAUCUGGGCAAAACGUUUACAAGUGAUCACCACUGCCCACCUAUUUAUUAUUAUCAUUUAUUUAUUUGAAAAAUUUUGCGACAAGUCGUAACUAAACAAAAAUACUACACAAUAGUGUGUAACGCACUGUUAAGCAAGUGUGUCGCGGAGUCACGACUCGAGUGCCGUAGAGCUGCGAGGAGUGGAUGAAGUGAGACGGGCGUCACAACGCCGAGAAGCCGCGCGGGCGAUGCUGUGCCGCGACCAUGAGGAAGUUCAUGAGGACGCGCGGCGCUGGCACGCCCGCGCCGCCGCCCGCACCAGCGCCUGCGCACAAAACAAACGGACAUGCCAACGGAGUGGGCGCGGCCGGCGACGACCACUCCUCCCUGACCAGGUACUGGAGCGGAUCGGAGUCAUUGCCUCCCGCGCGCCCCGUUUCCCUGUGGGAGGACCCGCAGUUUCCCCCCACAUGGCGUUCAAUCGGCGACAAGAAGCUGGCUACUGGCGUCCUGUGGCUGCGGCCCCAUGAGAUGUGCGCGCGGCCUACGUUUCGCGGCGAGCUGCCCCCCUCCGCCGCCGCCGCCGGCACCCCCGCGUCCGCAUCCGCUUCCGGCCCCGGGGACGACGACGAGCUGGACGAGCAGUUUGCCGUGAGGUGGAGCGUGCAGCCGGGCGGCGCGGGGGACGCGAGCGUGUGCUGCGCGGCGGCCGCGCUCGCGCUCACGCCGCGCCUGCUCGACCGCGUCGCGCCGCCGCAGACCUUCCGAUAUGACUACACCGGCGCUUUUCGGUUCAAGUUCUGGGUGUUCGGCACGUGGCGUGAGGUGACCGUAGACGACCGGCUGCCGACGCGGGGUGGCGUGCUGCUGUCCAGCCGCGGCGGGCUGCACGACGACUUCACUCUGCCGCUGCUGGAGAAGGCUUACGCUAAGUUGUACGGGUCGUACGCGGCGCUGCGGGCGGGCAGCGUGGCGCGCGCCCUGCAGGACCUGUCGGGCGGCGUCGUGCAGAGCUUCGCGCUCGCGCACCAGCCGCGCGCCCUCACCGCGCAGGUGCUGCACUCCGCCGUGCCGCGCUCCACGCUGCUCGUGGCCACGGCCGCCGCCGCCCCGCUCGUGCCGGGCCGCGCCUACUGCGUGUCGGGGCUGGCGCGCGUGCGCGCCGCGGGCGCGGCGGACGGCGCGCUGGUGCGCGUGCGCGCGGCGUGCGGCGGCGCGCGGUGGAGCGGCGCGUGGUCGCGCGGCAGUCCGGAGUGGCGCGCGCUGGCCCCGGCAGACCGCGAGGUGCUGUCGUGCCGCGCGGAGCGGCCCGGGGACUUCUGGAUGUCGCUGGCGGAGUUCUGCCGCGUGUUCGCGGCGCUGGUGCUGGUGCACGUGGGUCCGGACGACUGGCUGCGGGAGCCGGCGCUGCAGUCGCGGCGGCCGUGGCGCGCGGUGCUGGCGCGCCGGCGCUGGCGCCGCGGGUACAACGCCGGGGGACCGCCCUCUUGCACCGAGACGACGGGCACCAACCCGCAGUUCCACGUGCAGAUCCCCGGCGGCGCGCACAAGGUGCACGUGGUCGUGUCCGUCACGCAGCAGUACGCGCUCGGCGCGUGCGCGGCGGACCGGCUGCGCGCCGUCGGCUUCGCGGUGUACGCGCUGCCCGCCGGCGCCGCGCCGCGCCGCCCCGCGCACCACUCGCUGCACGGACUCCGUGCGCUGGACGUGACGCACGAGUGUCGCGCGCGCGAGGUGGUGACAUUCUUCACGCUGCCGCCCGGACAGUACCUGGUGGUGCCGCACACGAGGCGGCCUCACACCGACGCCGCCUUCCUGCUGCGCAUCCUCACCGAUCAUCAGACGCACGUGUGGGAGGUGAACGAGGAUAACCUGAUCGUGCACGACCUCGCCACCGAGUUCCCCGACGAGGAAGAGAGCGAAUCGUCGGAGGCGCGCGCGGCGGCCGCGGAGCUGCUCGGCGCGCACCACGGCGACGAGGUGGACGCGGUGGCGCUACGGGCGGCGCUGCGGCGCGUGUGGCGGCGCUGCCUGGCGGCGCGGCCGUCGCUGGAGCUGUGCCGCGCGCUGCUGCCGCUGCGGGACGCGCGCGUGCGCGGCUGCAUGCGCGCGACGGAGGUGCCGGCGCUGGUGGCGCUGCUGGCGCGGUGGCGCGGCGCGUUCGCGCGGGAGGCGGGGUGCGGCGGCGCGUGCUCGUCGUACCGGCUGCGCGCGCUGCUGUGGGCGGCGGGCGUGUCGGCGUCCAACAAGGUGCUGGAGUGCCUGGUGCUGCGGUUCGCGCGCCGCACGUCGCUGUCGGCGGAGGCGUUCGUGGUGGCGCUGGCGCGGCUGCACCUCGCGCACGAGAGAUAUCGCAGCUUGGACUCGAAAAUGAAAUCUAACCCGUUGUCAUUGGAAGAGAUGAUCCUGAUGACGAUCUACUCGUGACGUCUAUGUGACGAGGAAGCCAUCGGUGCCAGUGCUUCUAUACUCUACACGAUCCAUUGACACAUCUGUUACAACACUUACAAUGAGGCGAUGUGUUAUAACAAAUCAUUACGAAAAUAUUUUAGUGUUACAUUUGCUAGACAACCUAAACAAAUCAAAUAUUGUAUUUAUAUUACGAGUACAGUGUCACGUUAGCUACUCAUUAACAUGCUGUACAUAAUAUGUUUCAUAUUUUAUUAUAAUAUCUAUUAUUUAGAACUGACGGAAAUUAAAACUCACUUAUCGUUCUGCUCUGUGAACGCAUACAAAGAGAGGUGUACCUAGAGGAGGCUUAUUUAAUGAAUGUUUAUUGUAAGUAUGUUAUUAGUUGUCUAUGUUUACACAUGUUGCUUUAUGUUUAUAAUGAGUAUUCAGUCACUCGCUGUGACGAGUUGAGGCGCCAGUCGGUCGCGGCCGCCUCCUGUGCAAUAUUAACUACUCUAGUGUUGUAAUAAUAACUUUCGAUAACAUUAUUGGUGGGCCACUUUACAUAUUGUUUUUCUUAUUUUCUUGUAUUGCUUUGAAUGAUGAGACGAGCUUGCCAUUCGCUUGAUGGUAAGUGAUUUGGUUGUUUAUAAUCAGUAGAAACACCAUCUAACGCCUUGAAUUACACAGUAUUAUUUGGUAUUGCACUGCGCUCGCCAUCCUGAGACAUGAGAUGUUAAUCUUAUUAUGUCAAGUAACUACUGGACUUACUAGUGUAACUACACUGGCUAUAAUCUCCUUCAAACCGGUAGGCAACAGUGAGUACACACUGCUACCUGGCGGCAGAAAUAGACAUUGCGUUGGUUCCUACCCAGGCGGACUCUUACAUAUGAGAGGCUCGCAUCUUAACCGAACUGAAAUACAGUUUUGUUGUUAAAAGUAAAAUAAUUAAAAACUCAGCCAUAGUCUAACCAUAAUAGAAGUAUUUAACAAUAUUUUUCUGGGAAAUAGUACAUAAUAUAACUCACAAAAUUAUAUAACCUUAGGUAUGUAGUAAUAUAAAUAAAAUGUAUUUUUGGCUUGAAUAUAAACACAAAUCCGUUGUAUAUUUCGAUUGUGAUUUUUUUGUUUGAGAAACAAGUAGUGGGCUACGUUUGAGAAAGCAGUAAGUAGGCUAUCGGAUACUUUAUCUUUGUUUAGUGAAAUCUCCCGAAAAUAUAAUAUGAAAAGGCAGGAAAUAAUGAAAUUUACCUAUAAUUAUUCAACGUCUAACAUAUAAUGUUUACCAUGUUAUUGAUCAGUAAAAACAAUGUGUAGAUACAUAGGUACGUACUUAUUUUAAAUUUAUUUUAUUUUAAAAAGUGAACAUGUUAGAAACUACAACCCCUCCACUAUCACUUUAAAAAAUGCCAGUGCAUUUUGAUCUAAUCGCAAACGCAUAAACCCAUUUAAAGUUUUACGAGGAGCUUUGAAAACUGGUCUACGUCAGGAACCGGGCGGCUCUGUUCGGUCGCACUACCAUAGGCGUACUCAUGCCAAAUUCAAAUACAAAAUUGUUAAAUUGAUGCAUUUUCAAAAAGACAAGUAGCGCACGGACUAGAGUGUUUAUAAUGUUAUGUAUUUAGUUAUUUAUUCAUUUGUUUCCAAAGGACACUAAGUACUACAAAUAUUAUAUUAUAUAAUAGAUUAUAGAAUGUGGAUAAUAGUGGCGCCGACCGGCCGGGCUGGCUGGUGGUCGCGCCGCUGUCAGUUACCUAGCGCAUGUUAUGUGUUAUGAAAUUUUAAAUAUAAAAAUAAAAUACAGCAUACGUGA